AUGAAGGCUAGUAUGGCAGAUAACAAUACAGAUGUUCGGCUCAUUGGGGAGAACCUGUACCAUGGAGUCAAUAUAAGUGAACGCUGCUACCUGAUGAAACAGGUGCUAAACUUUACCCUUGAAGAAGUGCUGUUUCCCCAACAGGAUAAAUUCCAACCAUACAUGCAGGAGGUUGUGCCCUUCUUUGCCAGGCUCAACAACAUGCUGAGACAAUGUCAUAGCAAGAGCGAUGCCCAGCAGAUCCAGAGGAAUGUGCAAGAGCUGCAGGACACAGUGAGAAAGCUUGGUGAGAGUGGAGAGAUCAAAGUAAUCGGAGAGCUGAACUUGCUGUUUAUAUACCUGAAAGAUGCCUGCAUUUGAUUAAAGCAAAGCUGGAAAGUGGAUAACUAAACCUUCAUCUGUCCGAAAAACGAAAUCCCUAGUUUUCUUUUACCAAAAGGGAAAGUCAUAUAUGAAUUCUAAAUAAGUUCCUGCUUUGGUUGUUUUUUUUUUUUUAAAGAAAAAUGAUAUUUAUUCAUAGCAUUAGUUUAUGUUUUAUAUACAGAAAUUUACUGAUUAAGCAAGUGUCUAUUCCCACAAGGAAAAAACAAAUUAAUUUUCUAUCCCUGUAGGAGAAAGACCUAAUAAUUUCACUCCCA
Molecule: messenger RNA, 638 nt
Organism: Erinaceus europaeus (western European hedgehog)
Lineage: Eukaryota; Metazoa; Chordata; Mammalia; Eulipotyphla; Erinaceidae
Gene: IL22
Product: interleukin 22
Exons: 5
Coding region: 1-360 (119 amino acids)
Cellular component (GO): extracellular region
Source: RefSeq, a predicted model, not a curated record